AAACUGCAUAAAGAUAUGUGGAAAAAGUUGAAAAUCAAAGGGAAGAUGAAUCCUUGCAGAAGCGAUUUGAGAAAGGUGUGUGCAGAUGUUGCUACAUGGUUACCAGACGACAAGACUAGAUUUGCGUACUUGUCUAUAGUAUCUGUCAUCUUAGGUUAUGAUGAUAAGAAACGACUCAGUUCUGAAAUAUCUCGCAUGGUUUUUGAUUUACCAAAGUUUGAAAACUAUCCUUGGGGCAGACUGGUUUUCAAGCAGCUAAUUGAGUCUGUGAAGCGUAUAGAUUAUAAGGCACAAUCGUACACAAUACACGGGUUUAUACAAGCACUCCAAAUAUGGGCUUACACUGUUGUCCCCGCUCUCGGAGCAAAGAUCGGCCGUCCAUCAAAUGUUAAUGGUCCCCCUCUUCUGAAGUUCAAAGGUGCAAAGGGCAAAAGUAAUAUUGAUAUACAUUCCACCGUAGUUGAAGAUGAGCUUAACAUAAAAAAAUUUGUAAUUAAUGCUUCGACAUCCGCUGUUUGGGAGGAUAACAUUGUUGACAAGGAGAUUCAUGCUCUAGUCGACGCUAUAUGCAAGGAAGGAGGUUUAGGAGCUGUUACUUGGGUGAAAGAUGGUUUAAACAACAUCCAAUUGGAAAAGAGCAUAGAGGGAGAAUUAGGUGUAAAGGGUGAAGAGGAUAAAACAGAAGACGAGGAUACAAAGAUAUCACGAAAACGCAAAAGAGAAGUGAAUACAAUGGGUAAAAGGGAAAUAGAAACAUUGGAUUCAAAAGCAUCACUGGUUUCUUUUAGUGAGAUAGUUGAAGCGCUGAAGUUGAGGGUCGAGCAAGACGCAAAAAAGUUGGAGGUGUUUGAGGCUCAAUUAGAGGCUAUGAAAAAUCAGGUACAAUGCAUCGAAUUGUUAAGCUUAAGAGUUGAACUUCUCGAGAAAGAAGUGAUGUUACUAAGUGAGAAGAUAAAGACUAAUGAGGUUUUAAAACCAUACCAGCUGAAAGAUUAUAGUGACGUUGAAAUGCAUUUGGAUGAGUUGCAUGCUAACCUAAAUGCAGUAAAUGAUACAAGACAAAAGACUCUUGAUUCAGAUGGAGAGAAUCAUGAACCAAUAAUUACACGAGAUAAGAGCCAAAGGGAGACAAAACUGGGGCCAUCUUUGCGAACACCAUAUCGGGGAACUAAACCAGCUAUAGGUAUGACAACCAUAAUCAACCAGUCAAUGGCAAUUGUUGGACGUGGAUAUGAUCCAUUCGCACCGGUGGAUGAGCAAAAAGUUAAGCAUAUUAAUAGCUGUAUGGAUUUGCUACGAUUGAGAUUUAUGAAGAAUCAAAAAGCAUUCAGAAGUGAGAGGAUUGCUUUUGCAGAUGCUUAUUUCACCUCACUUUGGUCCAACGGUUACCAAGAAUUUCUGGGGUCAAAAGAACUACCUAUUUUCCCUAACGGAGCAUUUGAAUACGUUACCGGGGAACUACCAGCAUUUGCUAAAACAGGAAAGAAGUGGAGGAUAGAUGUGGACGACAUUUAUGGCGUUCUCCAUGUCAAUAAAAACCACUGGGUAGGACUAUUCAUUUCUAUCCCUAAUCGUUCUAUUGAUGUGCUUGAUUGUGGGUGGAAAUAUAACAAGAAUGAAGACAUUGUCAAAGCCGUGAAGCCGAUAGCUCAUAUGUUACCACAUUUACUUCGAGCUGGAGCACCACCAUACGAAAAGACAAAACUUAGUGUCGAACAAUACAAAAUUCGAAGGCCACGAACCAAGAUUCCCCAAAUGCAAAAAGCAGGUGAUUGUGGAAUUUAUGCUAUAAAGUUUGUCGAAUGCCAUGCAUUAGAUUUUGAGUUUACUACGUCUUUGUCCGAUGUCAACAUCAAGAUGGUUAGAGAGAAACUUGCAGCUGAGAUUUUUGACGAGACAGAGCAACAUGGGCGAACAAUCUCUAACCCAUUGCCAUUUGGAACAAAUGAUCGAGAGUUACUAAAUCCCUAUUGA
Messenger RNA from Capsella rubella, 1974 nucleotides. RefSeq lists its product as uncharacterized. Gene Ontology annotation, biological process: proteolysis. The coding region runs from base 16 to 1974 and encodes 652 amino acids. The transcript is spliced from 5 exons. NCBI's taxonomy places the organism in Eukaryota, Viridiplantae, Streptophyta, Magnoliopsida, Brassicales, Brassicaceae. The record is from RefSeq and is a predicted model, not a curated record. Gene Ontology annotation, molecular function: cysteine-type peptidase activity.